CAGCCCUCGAUUCUCAAGUUCAGCGAUUGCUUCCUUGAUUGGCCAAUAGACAGAUGGCGGGGCUGGACGAGAACGAUAAUUUCUACCUGAGGUACUACGUCGGUCACAAAGGCAAGUUUGGGCACGAGUUCCUGGAGUUUGAGUUCCGGCCCGACGGCAAGCUCCGCUACGCCAACAACUCCAACUACAAGAACGACACCAUGAUCCGUAAGGAGGUCUUCCUCACGCCCGCCGUCCUUAAAGAGUGCCGCCGUAUCGUCUCCGAAAGCGAGAUUAUGAAAGAAGAUGACAGCAACUGGCCCGAACCUGACCGUGUGGGGAGGCAGGAGCUUGAAAUUGUGCUGGAGAAUGAGCACAUAUGUUUUACCACAUCUAAGAUUGGAUCCCUAAUGGACGUGCAGACCAGUAAAGAUCCAGAAGGCCUUCGCAUAUUUUAUUAUCUUGUUCAGGAUCUAAAGUGCUUUGUGUUCUCUCUAAUCUCCCUCCACUUUAAAAUCAAACCCAUAUGAUUUUAUUCUGUUGAUGCUCUGGAAGGUUGACUUUUGUUAUGUUUUUAACUCCAGUUCAACCGGAGUUAGAAGAAGCUAAAAAGGGCCUGUAAUCUGGCAGUUUGAGUGGAAUUGUUCUCAAAGAAUCUAAUUUCUUGUAGACUAUCCGUAUUUUAUUGCACCUCUAGCCCAUGGUUUUGAUUGCUCAGCGAAUGCUAUAGUUUGUUUCUUG
This is a messenger RNA of Cuscuta epithymum, 720 nucleotides long. NCBI's taxonomy places the organism in Eukaryota, Viridiplantae, Streptophyta, Magnoliopsida, Solanales, Convolvulaceae. The record is from the annotation of a GenBank genome assembly.